Messenger RNA from Colletotrichum lupini, 627 nucleotides. RefSeq lists its product as uncharacterized. The coding region runs from base 1 to 627 and encodes 208 amino acids. The record is from RefSeq and is a predicted model, not a curated record. The transcript is spliced from 2 exons. NCBI's taxonomy places the organism in Eukaryota, Fungi, Ascomycota, Sordariomycetes, Glomerellales, Glomerellaceae.
AUGCACACCGGCAUCCGGGAGUUUGGGAAGGAAUCAAGAGUGAUUGAUUCCUCGGAAAGCCUCUCCCCUAGCUCCAACUGCGCCGUUGGUUUCGGCGUCGCGUGUUCUCAUAUGCGCAAGCGAUAUCUUCGCGAGGCUAGGACAAUACCUUUUUCCCUCCUGCCUCGUAUGAUCGUCACCAUGUUCGUGUCUUCUCACAAUCAUGUUACUCGCGGGUUCCGUUUUGUCUCUCGAUGGUCGCGGAAGCGAUAUCGUGGUCCCCCGGAGACCGUUUUCUGCGAAGCGAACACCAAGGUGACGGCGCUCACGACAAGUGCCCCCUGGCAGAUAAUAUUGUGCUCUGCCAUUGUCAAUUCGGGCUUGACAAGGGCGGAGCUCCCCAUCGACGAUGGCGCCGAAAGCCCGUAUCAAAAUGCCGUGCACAUCGGGCUUCAACUUUCAAGGAUACAGCGAGAUAGGCAAGCCAGAAUCCUCCAGUCACCCUGGGUCAAGGGUGAACAGAUGACCACGGAGAGUAGGGGUACUGGCCGCUCCGCCAACCGUGACGGACGGACGGGUGCUCCCACAGAACUAGCAUCCCGCGCUGACAGUCGCCGUGAUGCCAGGCGUGGCGCGGCUUCAGGGUGA